Molecule: messenger RNA, 330 nt
Organism: Rangifer tarandus platyrhynchus (Svalbard reindeer)
Lineage: Eukaryota; Metazoa; Chordata; Mammalia; Artiodactyla; Cervidae
Source: the annotation of a GenBank genome assembly
AUGGGAGAGCAGUGCCUGAGCCACCCAGAGUGUGGACGCUUUCUUUCCUCUCAGUUCUGUCUACUCAUGCACACAAAACAAAGUUCUGUUCUGGUGAGAGUGAACCGGCAAGACAACUUUGACAGGGAGCAAGAAUUUAGAAAACAGUGGACAGCCUGCAGAAUGUCUAUUGGAGAAGGCCAGAUGCCCCUUCCUCUUUGCCCUGCUGUCGUGAGGACAGCUUGUGUAUGGUUUACAUUAAUAUAUGCCCUUAUAGCACUCAGGGACUUUGCUCUACCCUCCUGGAAAACUCCCAGUUACUGUCCCCACUGCCAGUCUUGGAGAGGAUAG